Pelecanus crispus (Dalmatian pelican) is the source of this 756-nucleotide messenger RNA. The record is from RefSeq and is a predicted model, not a curated record. Lineage: Eukaryota; Metazoa; Chordata; Aves; Pelecaniformes; Pelecanidae.
CUGCCUUUUGUCAAUCGGUUGAAUCCUGGUAGAUGGAUGCAACUGUAUUGUAUUGCCGGUGGUUAUUCUAAGGUUGUUUUGCUUUACUUCAUUCCUCCUUCUCUUUCUCUGCCUUCUAGCAUGCACUUAAUUCAGGUGGACUCUGUUCAGCGAUGGAUGGAAGAUUUGAAGUUGAUGACAGACUGUGAAUGUAUGUGUAUUCUCCAGUCCAAGCCAAUCAGCAUUGAGAAGGAUGAACAAAAUGAACUUAUCCUUUCUUCACAAUAUAGCACGUGUGAUAACUUACAGCUGCUAUUAAAAAGAGCUUGGAUCAUAAGCACAGAGUUGACCAGGAUUGCUCAAAAGCUGGAGAAGAAUAGAUGGCAGAGAGUCCACAGCAUGACAGUAAGAGUCAACUGCCAUGUACGUUCAAUGAUAAAUGAAUACAAUAUGUUCACCAGGAAUUCUUCAGAAGAAAUGCACCAGUCUGAAAAACUUUUAAUAGACAAGUGUUCAGAAUUUACAGCAUUCACAGAAAGGUGCAUACAAACUGAAGAUGAACAGAUACUGAAGUCCAUGAAAUCUUGUAUUAAUGAAACACUCACUACUGUUGCUCAGUAUUUUGGCCAGUUAAUAGAGCUGAUUUUAACACAUGAGGCACAGAACCUGCUGAGACAAAUAGAAUUGUCAGACAGUGUGUACAUCACUGAGUCAGCGAUUAGUAGUUUAUUCAGCCUUACCCAGGAAGGUGCUCAUCUGUGCCGUAUCAUAGCUAAG